CAUCUCGGAUCAGCAAGAGCUUGACUGCCACAACACAGGAUGCGUUCACUUGCCCUCUUCUUUGUCGCCGUGUCCGUCACCUGGGCUGACCUUUCACCUCUCUCCCAGGAGAUGAUAAACACUAUCAACAAGGCCAACUCCACCUGGAAGGCAGGGCGCAACUUUCACAAGGUUGAUGUCAGCUACGUGAAGGGGCUGUGUGGCACCAUCCUGAAUGUAGCCAAAGCCCCACAAGUAGUUCACGACACUAAAGGUAUAAAACUUCCAGACAGCUUUGAUGCACGCCAGCAGUGGCCUAAGUGUGCUACUCUCAAGCAGAUCCGGGACCAGGGCUCUUGCGGGUCCUGCUGGGCCUUUGGGGCAGCUGAGGCGAUAUCUGACAGAUUAUGCAUCCAUAGUAGUGGAGAAAUCUCUGUGGAGAUCUCAGCUGAAGACCUUCUGUCCUGUUGUGAUGGAUGCGGGAUGGGGUGUUUUGGUGGUUCUCCCUCUGCUGCUUGGGACUUCUGGGUCCAGAACGGCCUCGUGACCGGAGGCCUGUACGACUCCAAAAUGGGUUGCCGCCCGUACUCCCUUGCCCCGUGUGAGCAUCACGUCAACGGAACGCGUCCUCCAUGUCAGGGCGAACAGGAGACUCCCAAAUGUGUGGAACAGUGCAUUGACGGCUACUUGCUGUCUUACCCCAAGGACAAGCACUUUGGAAGACGAGCGUAUAGCAUAUCUUCCGACCAGGAGCAGAUCAUGACGGAGAUUUACAAGAAUGGACCUGUGGAGGCUGCUUUCAGUGUUUAUGCAGAUUUUCUUCAGUACAAGACUGGUGUGUACCAGCAUGUGACAGGGGAGAUGCUGGGGGGUCAUGCCAUCAAGCUCCUUGGCUGGGGGCAGGAGAACGGGGCAUCUUACUGGUUGGCAGCCAACUCUUGGAACGGUGACUGGGGAGAUAAAGGUUUUUUCAAGAUCAAGCGUGGAAGUGAUGAAUGCGGUAUCGAGUCGGAGGUGGUGGCUGGAAUCCCACUUGUCACUGUGGAGGUGGGCUGCAGAGGCCUCAUGGGCAGGUCAACUACCAGUCUCCUUAAGAACAUGGGAAUCCGGGGCCAGGACCAACGUCAAGCCAUCAAAGCCCUGUCCAGUGCUCUGGAUCAGGAGGAGAGACAACAACUGGGCUCCAAAGCUCGUUGCUGCGUGGUCGUUCUGCGCUCAGCACGAGCGAGGGCGUGUCUGAGCGCGCUAUCAGCAGAGACGCCUCUUGCGCACUGUCAGCAGAGGCGCACGCAGUUCCACCUGCCAUGGAUACGCGGACAUCGAGCGCGGGUCGUUGUCGAGGGGCGGCUACGAUUAAUAGGUUGCCAUCAUGUUUCUGUCUCUGCUGGAAUUGUGGACAGUCCAUUGGGACUUUGUAUUCUCCAGAGCCGACACCGUGCUUCUGUGCUCGCUCACGGCCGCCCUUUGCUAUCUGUGGGGCCGCAAGAGCCAGGUCUGGUGUGCAGCGAGACUUUCCGCAAGUUCCUCCACCAGCACUGUCCUGUGGUGACAGAGCGCUUCAGUCCAACGCCGUGGUGCUGGGGAGGCCGUCUUCAAACAGUGGUCUCCUACUUCAUCAAGUCCAGACCUGCCGUCACUUAUCGCAAUACGCGGAUCUGCACAGCUGAUGGUGGUCAGAUAUCUCUUGACUGGGUGGACAAUGAUGCCAGCACCGCCUACCCAGAAUCCUCCACCCGGCCCACGGUGCUCCUCCUUCCCGGCUUGACGGGGAACAGCCAGCAAUCUUAUGUGCUCCAUGCUAUCAAGCAGGCCACCAGGCAUGGCUACAGAUGUGUGGUCUUCAACAACAGAGGCUUUGGAGGUGAAGAGCUGCUUACUCCGAAAACAUUCUGUGCCGCCAACACUUCAGAUCUAGAGCAUGUGGUGUGCCAUGUCAAAAGUCUCUACCCACAAGCUCCCAUCUUUGGUGCUGGUGUCUCUUUGGGAGGCAUGAUACUGCUGAACUACUUGGGCCGUAAGGGGUCGGAGUCCGGGAUGGUGGCGGGUUUGACCAUCUCCGUCCCCUGGGAUGCGCAAAAGUCCGCUAUUUCCAUGGAGGAACGUCUUAACUGGCUGCUCUUCAACAGACAACUCACACUCGGACUGUGUAAAGCUGUCCUCAGGCACAGGAAGAUUCUGGAGAAAGUGGUGGACAUUGAGAAUGUCAUCCAGGCUCGCACUAUCCGGGAGUUUGAUGAACGCUUUACCACACUGCUGUUUGGCUACGAAACAUGCACAGAUUACUACCACGAUGCAAGCCCUGACAAAAAACUGCCUCAUAUCGCUGUGCCCAUCUUGUGUCUCAAUGCAGCCGACGACCCCUUCUCUCCACAACACUACAUCCCCUUCACCGUAGCCCAGGACCUGUCAAAUGUGGCACUUUUGGUGACAUCCCACGGUGGACACAUAGCCUUCAUGGAGGGCUGGUUCCCAUGUGGAGAGAGUUACAUGGAGCGUGUGUUCAAUCAGUUUGUCCGAGCUUCCUUGGAACACCCAAAUGACAUCAGAAAAGCAUGCAGCCUGGAGUAGGAAGAGACAUGCUGAGUGUCUGUGCUUUUUGAAAUACUGAUUGUAAUGGGGCUAUUGCACUAAAACACAAUUGUGUGUGAGUGUAGGGUUUUUUUUUGUCUUAGAACAACUGUAAUCAAGGAUAACACCAUCACCAUUGUGUUGAUCUACCUCAAUGCCUCAGUAUUCAGGAGAUUUAACAUCAUUGGCUGCUCACAGGUCACAAAAUAAAUUCUUUGUAAUCAUUCCUUGCAAAUGUUUUAGAUGUUAACAAUACAGUUAAAUCUUAAUUAUUUAGUUCACUUUUCAUCUUUUCCAUGUUAUUUCUUAAUACCCUCAAUAAAACACCAAUUAUUUACACAAGAUAAAA
Messenger RNA from Nerophis ophidion (straightnose pipefish), 2896 nucleotides. RefSeq names its product cathepsin Bb (gene ctsbb). The transcript is spliced from 21 exons. Gene Ontology annotation, molecular function: cysteine-type endopeptidase activity; monoacylglycerol lipase activity; acetylesterase activity. The record is from RefSeq and is a predicted model, not a curated record. NCBI's taxonomy places the organism in Eukaryota, Metazoa, Chordata, Actinopteri, Syngnathiformes, Syngnathidae. Gene Ontology annotation, biological process: proteolysis; regulation of catalytic activity; medium-chain fatty acid catabolic process. Bases 40 to 2547 code for a protein of 835 amino acids.